GGAGGAGUUAUUCAAUACACCCACACCCACACUCGCACACUAUGUUCACUCCCGGAGCGGAGAACAACUGAGAAAUCUCACCUUUCGCUCAGUUCAACAUGGGGUUGCUGAAUUUUCUGCUUUUUCUCGCGGUCGCCGCUUUCACAGUGAAGGUUUCUCUUCAAGGGCCAAACCAGCGUAGACUGUACAAUGACCUGUUGGCUAACUACAACCCACUGGUAAGACCAGUCACCAACGACUCUCAGGUCCUCACCGUUCAGCUCGGCAUGAGCCUCAUGCAGAUCAUGGAUGUGGAUGAGAAGAACCAGGUUUUAACAACCAACCUUUGGAUGAAACUGCAUUGGAAUGAUUGUUACCUCCGGUGGAAUACAUUAGAUUAUCCAGAUGUACACAAUGUGAGAUUUCCUGAACAUCUCAUUUGGAAGCCAGACAUUCUGCUGUAUAACAGUGCUGAUGAAAGAUUCGAUGCUACGUUCCACACCAACAUUUUGGUCGACUCCGGAGGAAACUGUUCCUACAUACCUCCAGGGAUCUUCAAGAGCACCUGCUACAUCGAUGUGCGCUGGUUCCCCUUUGAUAUCCAGAGAUGCGACCUGAAGUUUGGCUCGUGGACAUACGGAGGCUGGACUAUGGACUUAGAGUUGUUAGAGGCUGAUAUAUCCGGCUACACCGCCAACGGAGAGUGGGAUCUUGUCGAGGUUACCGGACAGAAGAACCAGCGUAUAUACGAUUGCUGUUUGGAGCCUUACCCUGACAUCACCUACACCAUGGUGAUGCGGAGACGGACUCUUUUCUACGGCCUCAACUUGCUCAUCCCGUGUGUCCUCAUCUCCACUUUGGCCCUGCUCGUCUUCCUUCUGCCCGCUGACUCCGGAGAGAAGAUCUCACUGGGCAUUACAGUCCUGCUCUCCCUGACUGUCUUUAUGCUGCUGGUUGCAGAGAUUAUGCCCGCCACAUCAGACUCUGUGCCUUUAAUUGCUCAGUACUUUGCCACCACCAUGGUCAUUGUAGGGCUCUCGGUAAUUGCUACAGUUUUGGUCUUACAAUAUCACCACCAUGACCCUGAUGGAAGCAAGAUGCCGAAGUGGACCCGCGUGUUCCUUCUGAACUGGUGCGCCUGGUUCCUGCGCAUGAAGCGCCCAGGCGAGAAGCGAGUGCGCCCGGCCUGUCACAACAAGGCUGCACGCAGCAGCCUGAACAGCCUGGACUUCAAUGCCAGCACCCCAGCCUCCCAAACCACCAACAGCAACUUGCUUAAUGUUGGCGUCAGUGGACUGGAGCGUCUUCACUACUCCACAGCUGCCACCUCGUCUGACUCCGGGGUCCUCUGUGGACGGCUAGUCGGACGAGCAGGUGAGGACGAGUUGCUCCUCCCCACAGGUCACAGCUCAUUCGGGGGCCGCAUGGAAUCAGACCUGGCCAAGCUUCUGGAAGACGUGCAGUAUAUUGCUAAACGCUUCCGGGACCAAGACGAGGAUGUGUCUGUGUGCAACGAGUGGAAAUUUGCUGCGUCUGUUAUCGACAGGCUUUGUCUCAUGGCUUUCUCAAUCUUCACUAUCCUCUGCACCAUUGGAAUCCUCAUGUCAGCACCCAACUUUGUAGAGGCCAUUUCUAAAGACUUUUUCAAUUAAAUACUUCAGCAACAACAAAAACAUCAAUCACUAUUACAAAGUAACUAUUUGUUAACUUAUGAGGCGGUAAUUUGGAUACAGUUAGCUCUGCUAGUUUGGGAGUUGUAUAACACCAAAUAUUAUUAACCAUACUUAAAGUCAAAUUGAGGCGAAAUGUGAUGCAUAAAUAAUAUAAUUUAUGCAUUACAUGAUGUGGGUGAAAAUGAACAGUUUUCAGUAAUUAAGAAGUGCAUUUUUAUCUGUGUUUUGUUGUCUCCUAUUAUAUUCAUAAUCAUGAUAUUGAAAUGCAAAAGUAAUUCACCUUUACUAUCCUUUUGUUCUGCCAGUCGCCUGGUGAAGCUCAAGAAUAUUGUCUUAUUGUGUUAUUCCAUGUAGAAAAUACAACCUCAUUAUGGAGUCAGUCAUUCAGAAAACUUAAUAUGAAGUCUAUAUACAAGUCAAGUGUUUUUGUAAUUGUAAAUGAAAGACAUGACAGAACCUAAGGCUUAAAGGUCAUAGGUCAUUAUACCGUAUAUAAAAGCAGCAAUGACUAAUACAAAUUGUUCAAAUACAUGAAUAUUGCAAAUAUAUAUAUAUAUUUACAUUAAACUGAGGACAAAAGGUAAUCGCAAAGUGAAACCAUAUACGUACGAUUCGACAUUUGAAGAAUGAAUGAAAAAGAAAGAAUGACCUUGUAAUGUUACAGAUAACUGAGAACUAAGAAGUUCAAUGCAGAUUUGCACAGAAGAAUCAAGUUUAGACGUGUUUAGAUAUAUUCACAUGAGAGAAUAUUAGAUUAAAAAAGUAAAAGGAAACCCCAGGAGAAAAGAUCCAGCUAUAGAAGUCUUGGAUAAUGCAUAUCAUCAUAACAUAACAUCAGGCUAAAGCUACAGUCUUUAAAACUUCAUCAGUUUCAGGAGAUAAAUGUAUUAUGUGUAGAGCACUAUAGACAUCCACAACUUCACAUGAACGGAGAGAAAAUAUUUGGAUAAAUCUAAAGGUUUCUUUUUUUACUCCUAACAAAAAAAUCAAACGACUUCUAAGGCAAAUCAUGCACAUAUCUUCCAGAAUUCUGGAUGGUGUAUAGAUAUAUAAUCCUCAAGAAGUGUUCCAUUUUAUACCUGUGCAAUAUAGCUAAAGCAGUGCUGAAGGAAGAUGAUUAGUUUGUCAAAAUUCAGCUCACGACUGGCAAGAAAAUGGCUUGAAAUGGGCACACCCAGACACAGACAGUGGUUAGAUAUAGUACAGGAAAUAUUUGUGAUGGAAGGAAAAUUGCAUUACUCAUUGUAAACUGUUUUCUUAGCAGUUGUCUGUGUUGAUGUUUUUUGUUUUACUUCUGUAUGUAUAAAAACAGUAAAGUGGUAAAAUGGUG
Molecule: messenger RNA, 2982 nt
Organism: Larimichthys crocea (large yellow croaker)
Lineage: Eukaryota; Metazoa; Chordata; Actinopteri; Sciaenidae
Product: neuronal acetylcholine receptor subunit alpha-7
Exons: 10
Coding region: 99-1631 (510 amino acids)
Biological process (GO): monoatomic ion transmembrane transport
Cellular component (GO): postsynaptic membrane
Molecular function (GO): acetylcholine-gated monoatomic cation-selective channel activity; transmembrane signaling receptor activity
Source: RefSeq, a predicted model, not a curated record